UUUACAUUCAGGAUUUAAAGAGCUUUUCUGAGAACAAUAAGGUACCCAAACAUGCAAAUCAAGGCGGUAUUACAAUCAGUCAUUCUGGCCUGUAUAUUAGCUGAACUAGCAGCUGCUAGAAAAAAUAAGAAGAAUAAAAAUCCAAAGAAAAGUGUACAAACUAGGAACUUUGAAAAAAGGGAUAUUUCAACAAAACAAGUUUGUGUGGAUGUAGUGUUUGUAGUGCAAAACUCGCACAAUGUAGAAACCAUGCUGUUUGGAGCAGACCUUUACAUCAAAUAUUUCAGUACAAUGUUUGAUAAGAGCUCUGGCAUUUCUUUAGUCACAUACAGUUCUGCAGCCCAACAAGUUCUACCACUUAUGAGCAACUCUGAAUUCAAGAAGGUCUACAGUGAGGCAUACCUCAAAAGCCCUACACAAACAAAUGAGGCAAAUACAAUUGAUGCACUAGAAUUUGUGAAUCGCAAUAUCAAGGAUUUGUUUCCUAAACCGUCAAAUGGGAGGCUGAUCAUACUCUUCACUGAGGGUGUGACCAUUACCAGCACGGUUAACAAUGAGGAUAUCAAUGAGAAGCUGAAAGCACAGAUUACAAGCCUUCAAAGAAACAAAGUGAAAAUUGCCCCAAUAAACUACGACUUUGACUUUGAUUCCGCUGAAUUUGAUUUGUACGAAAGUACUUCGAUAAAACAAAGUACUGUCAAGAAUGAAUUUCAUAUGACGGAGGAUUUCAGAGUAGAGUUCCAGGAUUGUAUAAAUAAUGAGUUUCAUUGUUAGACAUUAAUGGUAAGAUAAGUGUUAGUAAGCACCUCAUUUGGGUUAACACAAGUUAUAAAUUCUCAUUUCCUCAUGUCUCAUUUCAGACUGCCGUGUUGGGAAACAGAUUCAAGUAGAGAUAACUGUAAAAGAUCAAUGCAAAUUCACAUUCUAUAUUUAUAAUUAGUGCUCUAAAGUCCAGGGAUCAAAAAGGCCAACACUUCCUUAUUGAAAGAAGGGCGGGGUCACUUAAAGGU
Owenia fusiformis is the source of this 1010-nucleotide messenger RNA. Lineage: Eukaryota; Metazoa; Annelida; Polychaeta; Sabellida; Oweniidae. The record is from the annotation of a GenBank genome assembly.